AUGGCAAGAGAAACAAAGGAGAAAUGUCAGAAUCCAUUCUCAUUUUGGAAAUUUUGUUGCACACAUCUUCUUCAGUGGAUUUCAUUCUUGUUUAGUAAAGCUGGUGGAUGGAUAGCUAAACAUCCUUGGUGUGUUAUUAUUCUCACUCAUUUCCUAGUCUUGUUCUUCGCCACUGGCUUUAUCUUUAUUAAUUUUGAGAAGAAUACAGCUAAACUAUACAAUCCUCAAAAUAGUCAGGCGGAGAAAGACUUAACAAGAGGGAACAAGUAUUUCCCUCUUAAAUUUCGAAGAGAAAUGGUUCUACUCAGACCAAAGAGCCAACACCCUCAAGGCGUUUUGACUAAAGAUUGUUUUUUGGAUGCUCUACGCUUGCAUAGAGCUAUCACGAGCCUGAAAGAUUACAAAGAAUAUUGUAUGAAAGAUCCUUUCACUGGCAAUCAGUGUGUAACAAUUACACCCUUGGAAAUAUUCCAUUUUAAUCCAGCGUACUUAAAUAAUAUCGCCACUAAGCUAACAUCUGCCUACAGAAAUAAAUCUUAUCUUAUGUCAAAUAAUCGACCAGCAUAUUAUAACUUUCCUGCAAUAUUUGGCACAAGUCUUAUGAUAGAUCAACGUAGUGGAAAGAUUAAAAAGGCUGAUGCCCUGCAAAUGAUUUACGUCAUGAAAGAUCCAUCUAACGAUGCAGAAUACGAGAAAAUAUUGACAUUUGAAAAAGCUUUUCUAAACUCAGUCGUUAAACUAAGCAAGGAGUUUAAGUUUGUGGACGUGUUUUACAGCAGUGCUCGAAGUAUUGACGAUGCUGUUAAUGAGAGCUCGUUUUCUGAUUUAAGUUUGUUCUUCGUCACAUUUUUAAGCAUGAUCAUUUUUGCAUGUCUGGCUUCAGCAAAUUUUGUCAAACCUACGCAAGGACAUGCGUUAUUGGCUACUUCAUGUGUGAUUGCUGUUAGUUAUGGGAUAGUAUGUGGUUUAGGAUUUGGAAUGUGGUUAGGCGUACCAUUCAUAAGCAUCGUGGGAUUCCUGCCAUUCCUCAUCCUCGGUAUUGGACUUGAUGACAUGUUUAUUAUCGUAAACGAGUUUGAUAGGUUACCACGCGGCAUGUCUGUUGUGCGUUGUGUUAGCAUCGUUAUGACUAAUACUGGUUCGUCUAUUACCAUGACAACAGUUACCACAUUAGCUGCAUACGUGAUAAGUACAUCGACAACGUUUCUGGCAUUGCGUUACUUCUGUCUGUACGCGACUUUUUGUAUCACAUUCUCGUACUUGUUCGUUGUUGGUUUCUUCGUGGCAGCCUUGUCUCUAGACGGACGACGGAUUAAAACUGGAAGAUUAGAUUGCUUGCCUUGCUUAGCCGUCGAAGAGGAAGAGGAAGAAAAGCCAGCCCUUGACAGGGAAAAACGACACAAAAAGAGAAAGAAUAUAUUUUUGAUGGCGGACAGAAUUAUGAAGCUUUGGGCGGAAUUCAUUUUGCGUACUCCAUCAAAAAUUGUUGUUCUUCUUCUUUUAGUUGGUAUGAUUGCGUGUGGACUUAUAGGAGGAAUAAACAUAGAUCAGAGGUUUGAUAACGACUUAAUUGCGAAACCCGGUUCCUACCUGGAAGAAUAUCUGCAAACAUUCGAGAAAUACUACAGUGAAUCCUUGGAAGUCGACAUAAUUAUCGAUACGAAAAUUUCUUACAAAUCGUGGAAUACACAAAAUGAGGUGCUGAGAUUAUCCAGCAUUGCGAGGGAAAACCAAUUUUAUAAUAAUAAUUCCCUUUCAUGGAUGGACGCUUUCAGGAUGUGGUCGAGCACAUACAAUAUAAAGACAACUGGUAGAGAAUUUAUCAACUCCUUAAAAACGUUCCUCACCAUCCCUGCAUUCCGUCAGUUUAAUCAAGAUAUAGUUUUCUCGCAAAAUCGGACAGAAAUCGUUGCAUCUCGUGUUCAUGUCUACAUGAAAAGUACCACGGAUACAAUAGAAAUGUGUCAGGCUAUGGUUGGAAUAAGGGAAGAUUUAAAGACAAAGUCAAAAUUGCCAGUAUUCGCUAUAGCCAAAGAGUUUCUCAGCUUUGAAACUUAUUUGUCAACUCUACCAGAAACGAUACAAAAUAUUUUCUUCUCAUCGCUCGCAAUAGUCCUGAUAACCAGUGUAUAUUUGGUCCACCCUGUAGCAAUAUUUCUGGUAUUCAUAAACUUCGUAUUUCUUGUUAUCGAACUACUGGGUGUUCUUCAUCUCUGCGCUGUACCACUGAAUACCCUGGCAAUGGUUGGUUUUGUUAUGGCGGUUGGUUACUCAGUUGAUUAUAGCGCUCAUAUUGCACACGCGUUCAUUCUUUCACCUCAAGAAACAGCAAAAGAAAGAACUGUACACGCGUUGGCAACCGUUGGAUCCAGUGUGUUUUGGGGAGGCUUCAGUACAUUUCUGGGAUUGAUUGUUAUAGCAUUUUCUGAAUCCAAGUUAUUCCAGUUGUUAUUUCGUAUUCUGGUAUCCAUUGUUAUCCUUGGUUUACUUCAUGGUCUGGUCUUUCUUCCUGUAUUGCUUUCCUUGUUUUGUCCAUGGAAACUGGACGUCGCACAAACCAGGAACAAAAGAAGCACCACUCAACACAACAACUCCAAGAGUGAUGAAUUAUCUGAGUCCGAAGAUAAUCAAGAUAUGUAUUCUUUUGAUGUUGAAAACACGAUAAAAUGGAAUUGUCCAUGCGACUUUUGCAAUCGUUAG
This is a messenger RNA of Dendronephthya gigantea, 2700 nucleotides long. RefSeq names its product patched domain-containing protein 3-like. The transcript has 3 exons. Gene Ontology annotation, cellular component: membrane. NCBI's taxonomy places the organism in Eukaryota, Metazoa, Cnidaria, Anthozoa, Malacalcyonacea, Nephtheidae. The coding region runs from base 1 to 2700 and encodes 899 amino acids. The record is from RefSeq and is a predicted model, not a curated record.